Messenger RNA from Acinonyx jubatus (cheetah), 19470 nucleotides. It is a transcript of the gene ADGRV1, whose product is annotated as adhesion G protein-coupled receptor V1. The coding region runs from base 146 to 19156 and encodes 6336 amino acids. Gene Ontology annotation, biological process: negative regulation of adenylate cyclase activity; cell surface receptor signaling pathway; cell communication. The transcript is spliced from 91 exons. Gene Ontology annotation, molecular function: G protein-coupled receptor activity. The record is from RefSeq and is a predicted model, not a curated record. NCBI's taxonomy places the organism in Eukaryota, Metazoa, Chordata, Mammalia, Carnivora, Felidae. Gene Ontology annotation, cellular component: membrane.
GAAAGGGGGGGAAGAGAAUGGAGCCACCGUCCUGACCCCACAGCGGGAGUGAGAACUAGCAGCCCCGGCGAAGCCUGGGGACGCGAGCGAGAGGCAGAACGACGGUGUGCGAAAGGGACCGGCGGCGACCGCGGGGCGCGCGCGGAUGUCGGUGUCCCCAGGGCUAGGGAUGCCCUCUGCAUCUUUAUUAGUAAAUCUCCUUUCAGCUUUAUUCAUCCCUUAUGUGUUUGGAGAAACAGAAAUAAGGUUUGCCGGACAGACAACAUUUGUAGUUAAUGAAACAAGUACAACAGUUAUUCGUCUUGUCAUCGAAAGGAUAGGAGAGCCAGCAAAUGUCACUGCAAUUGUAUCGCUGUAUGGAGAUGACACUGGUGACUUUUUUGACACAUAUGCUGCAGCUUUUAUACCUGUUGGAGAAACAAAUAGAACAGUGUACAUAGCAGUAUGUGAUGAUGACUUGCCAGAGCCCGACGAAACUUUUACUUUUCACUUGACAUUCCAGAAACCUUCAGCAAAUGUGAAGCUUGGAUGGCCAAGGACUGUUACGGUGACAAUAUUAUCAAAUGACAAUGCAUUUGGGAUUAUUUCAUUUAAUAUGCCUUUUUCAAUCACAGUGAGUGAACCUAGGGGCAGAAAUGAAUCUGUGCCUCUUACUCUCAUCAGAGAAAAAGGAACUUAUGGAAUGGUCACUGUGACUUUUGAGGUAGAGGGUGGCCCAAAUCCACCUGAGGAAGAUUUGAGCCCAGUUAAAGGAAAUAUCACCUUUCCCCCUGGCAGAGCAACAGUAAUUUAUAACUUGACAGUACUUGACGAUGAGGUACCAGAAAAUGAUGAAAUAUUUUUGAUUCAACUGAAAAGUGUAGAAGGAGGAGCUGAGAUCAACAUCUCUAGGAGCUCAGUUGAGAUAAUCAUUAAGAAAAAUGAUAGUCCCGUGAGAUUCAUUCAAAGUGUUUAUUUGGUACCCGAGGAAGAUCACAUACUCAUAAUUCCAGUGGUUCGUGGGAAAGAUGACAGUGGGAAUCUGAUUGGAUCUGAUGAAUACGAAGUUUCAAUCAGUUAUGUUGUUAUAACCGGGAAUUCAACAGCACAUGCCCUGCAGGACUUAGAUUUCAUUGAUCUUCAGCCAACCACAACUAUUGUUUUUCCACCUUUUAUUCAUGAAUCACACCUAAAAUUUCACAUAGUUGAUGACACCAUUCCAGAGAUUGCUGAAUCAUUUCAUGUUGUAUUAUUAAAAGAUACCUUGCAGGGAGAUGCUGUGCUGUUAGGCCCUUCUACUGUGCAAGUCACAAUUAAGCCAAACGACAAACCUUAUGGAGUCCUCUCAUUCAACAGUAUCUUGUUUGAAAGGACAGUGGUAAUUGAUGAAGAUACAACAUCAAGAUUUGAAGACAUUACAGUGGUUAGGAAUGGUGGCACCCAUGGGAAUAUUUCUGUGAACUGGGAAUUGACACGGAAUAGCAGUGAUGCUUCACCGGUAAUAGCAGAUAUCAGACCAAGUUCCGGAGUUCUCCAUUUUGCACAAGGGCAGAUGUUGGCAUCAAUUCCUCUUACUAUCAUUAAUGAUGAUUUUCCGGAAGAGGCAGAAGCUUAUCUACUUCGGAUUCUGCCUCAUACUAUAAGAGGAGGUGCAGAAGUGAGCGAACCAGCAGAGCUUUUGUUCUACAUUCAGGAUAGUGAUGAUGUUUAUGGCCUAGUAAUAUUUUUUCCUAUGGAACACCAGAAGAUUGAAAGCAGCCCGGGUGAACGAUAUUUAUCCCUGAGUUUUACAAGACUAGGAGGAACCAAAGGAGAUGUGAACAUGUUUUAUUCUGCACUUUAUAUUCCUGCUGGAGCUGUAGACCCUUUGCGAGCAAAAGAUGGCAUCUUAAAUACAUCCAGGAGAAAUAACCUCAUUUUUCCAGAGCAGAAAACCCAAGUUACUACAAAAUUACCAAUAAGAAAUGAUGCAUUCCUUCAAAAUGGGGCCCACUUUCUAGUAAAGUUGGAAACUGUGGAGUUGGUGAACAUAAUUCCCCCAAUCCCACCUAUAAGUCCUAGAUUUGGGAAAAUCCAAAAUAUUUCUUUAGCGGUUACUCCGGACAUUGCAAAUGGAGAAAUUGGCUUCAUUAGCAACCUUCCAAUCAUUUUGCAUGAACCAGAAGAUUCUGCUGCUGAAGUGGUCUACAUUCCCUUACAUCGAGAUGGAACUGAUGGCCAGGCUACUGUCUAUUGGAGUUUGAAGCCCUCUGGCUUUAAUUCAAAAGCAGUGACCCUGGACGAUAUAGGUCCCUUUAAUGGCUCUGUUGUGUUUUUAUCUGGGCAAAGUGACACAACAAUCAACAUUACGGUCAAAGCUGAUGAUACACCGGAAAUGAAUGAGACGGUAACACUUUCUCUAGACAGGGUAGAAACCAAAAGGUUUGUCGUGUUUUUUGGCGUCAGUGUGGAAAAUCAAGUGCUAAAAUCUGGAUAUACUAGCCGUGACCUAAUUAUUUUGGAAAAUGAUGAUCCUGGGGGAGUUUUUGAAUUUUCUCCUACAUCUAGAGGACCCUAUGUUAUAAAAGAAGGGGAAUCUGUAGAGCUCCAUAUCACCCGAUCCAGGGGAGCUCUGGUUAAGCAGUUUCUACACUACCGAGUAGAGCCGAGAGAUAGCAAUGAAUUCUACGGAAACACAGGGGUGCUAGAAUUUAAACCUGGGGAACGAGAGAUCGUAAUCACAUUGUUAUCAAGAUUGGAUGGGAUACCAGAGUUGGAUGAACACUACUGGGUGGUCCUCAGCAGCCAUGGUGAACGGGAAAGCAAGUUGGGAAGUGCCACGGUUGUCAACAUAACAAUUCUAAAAAACGACGAUCCUCAUGGGAUUAUAGAGUUUGUUUCUGAAGAUCUAAUUGUUAUGAUCAAUGAAAGUAAAGGAGACGAUACCUAUAGUGCUGUUUAUGAUGUAGUAAGAAAUCGAGGCAACUUUGGUGUUGUUAGUGUAUCAUGGGUGGUUUGUCCAGACUUUACACAAGAUGUGUUUCCUGUCCAAGGGACUAUUUUCUUUGGAGAUCAGGAAUUUUCGAAAAAUAUCACCAUUUAUUCCCUUCCAGAUGAGAUUCCAGAGGAAAUGGAGGAAUUCACCAUCACUCUACUUAAUGCCACUGGAGGAGCUAAAAUAGGAAAUAGAACUACUGCAACUCUGAGGAUUAGAAGAAAUGAUGACCCCAUUUAUUUUGCAGAACCUCGUGUGGUGAGAGUUCAGGAAGGUGAGACUGCUAACUUUACAGUUCUCAGAAAUGGAUCUGUGGAUGUUGCCUGCACUGUCCAAUAUGCUACCAUGGAUGGGAAGGCUACCGCAAGAGAGGGAGACUUUGUUCCUGUUGAAAAGGGAGAAGCGCUUGUUUUUGCGGUUGGAAAUAGGAAGCAGAGGAUAUCUGUCUUCAUUAAUGAAGAUGAUAUCCCAGAAACAGAUGAGUCUUUUUAUAUAAUCCUCUUUAAUUCAACAGGUGAUACAGUAGUAUAUCAAUAUGGAAUAGCUACAGUGAUAAUUGAAGCUAAUGAUGACCCAAAUGGCAUUUUUUCUCUGGAGCCCAUAGACAAAGCAGUAGAAGAAGGAAAGACUAAUGCAUUUUGGAUUUUGAGGCAUCGCGGACACUUUGGCAAUGUUUCUGUGGCUUGGCAGCUGUUUGAGAAUGAUUCUGCUUUGCAGCCUGGACAGGAGUUCUAUGAAACUUCAGGGAUUGUUAACUUUAUGGAUGGUGAAGAAGCCAAGCCAAUAAUUCUCCAUGCUUUUCCAGAUAAAAUUCCUGAAUUCAAUGAAUUUUAUAUUUUAAAGCUUGUAAACAUUUCAGGUGGAUCUCCAGGUCCUGGGGGCCAACUAGCAGGAACCAACCUCCAGGUGACAGUAAUGAUUCCAUUUAAUGAUGAUCCCUUUGGAAUUUUCAUCUUGGAUCCAGAGUGCUUAGAGAGAGAAGUUGCAGAAGAUGUCCUGUCAGAAGACGAUAUGUCUUAUAUUACCAGUUUUACCAUUUUGAGGCAGCAGGGUGUGUUUGGUGAUGUACGAGUAGGCUGGGAAAUACUGUCCAGUGAGUUCACUGAUGGUUUGCCCCCAAUGAUAGAUUUUUUGCUAGUUGGAAUUUUCCCCAGCACUGUGCAUUUACAGCCGCACAUGCGGCGUCACCACAGUGGAACAGAUGCUUUGUACUUCAGUGGAGUAGAGGGUGCAUUUGGAACUGUUCAUCCAAAAUACCAUCCUUCCAAGAACAACUCAAUUGCCAACUUUACGUUUUCAGCUUGGGUAAUCCCCGAUGCCAAUACAAAUGGAUUUGUUAUAGCAAAGGAUGAUGGUAAUGGAAGCAUCUACUAUGGGGUAAAAAUUCAAACAAAUGAAUCCCAUGUGACACUUUCUCUUCAUUACAAAACUUUGGGUUCCAAUGCUACAUAUAUUGCCAAGACAACAGUCAUGAAAUAUUUAGAAGAAAAUGUUUGGCUUCAUCUUCUCAUUGUCCUGGAUGAUGGUAUAAUUGAAUUCUACCUUGAUGGAAAUGCGAUGCCCAGAGGAAUCAAGAGUCUGAAAGGAGAAGCCAUUAUUGAUGGGCCUGGAAUGCUGAGGAUUGGGGCAGGAAUGAAUGGCAAUGACAGAUUUACAGGUUUGAUGCAGGAUGUGAGGUCCUAUGAGCGGAAACUGACUGUUGAAGAAAUUUAUGAACUUCAUGCUAUGCCAGCCAAGAGUGAUUUACAUCCUGUUUCUGGAUAUCUGGAGUUCAGACAAGGAGAAACUAACAAAUCAUUCAUUAUUUCUGCAAGAGAUGAUAAUGAAGAGGAGGGAGAGGAAUUAUUCAUUCUUAAACUAGUCUCUGUAUAUGGAGGAGCUCGCAUUUCUGAAGAGAAUACUACAGCAAGAUUAAUAAUACAAAAAAGUGACAACGCCAAUGGCUUGUUUGGUUUCACAGGAACUUGUAUCCCAGAGAUUGCAGAGGAGGGAUCCACCAUUUCAUGUGUGGUGGAACGAACCAGAGGAGCUCUGGAUUAUGUGCAUGUUUUUUAUACCAUCUCACAGAUCGAAUCUGAAGGCAUUAAUUACCUUGUUGAUGAUUUUGCUAAUGCCAGUGGAACUAUCACGUUCCUUCCUUGGCAGAGAUCUGAGGUUCUGAAUAUAUAUGUUCUUGAUGAUGAUAUUCCUGAACUUAAUGAGUAUUUCCGUGUGACGCUGGUUUCUGCAAUUCCUGGAGAUGGGAAGCUGGGAUCCAUCCCCACCAGUGGUGCAAGCAUAGACCCUGAAAAGGAAACAACAGAUGUCACCAUCAAAGCUAGUGAUCACCCAUAUGGCUUGCUGCAGUUCUCCACAGGGCUGCCCCCUGAGCCUGAGGACGCGAUGACCCUGCCUGCAAGCAGCAUGCCUCAUGUCACCGUGCAGGAGGAAGAUGGAGAAGUGAGACUAUUGGUCGUCCGGGCACAAGGACUCCUGGGGAGGGUUCUGGCGGAAUUUAGGACGGUGUCACUGACAGCAUUUAGUCCUGAGGACUACCAGAGUGUUUCUGGUACCUUAGAAUUUCAACCAGGAGAAAGAUACAAAUACAUUUCUGUUAACAUCACUGAUAAUUCUGUCCCUGAAUUGGAAAAAUCUUUUAAAGUUGAGUUAUUGAACUUGGAGGGAGGAGUGACUGAAUUCUUUAGGGUUGAUGGCAGUGGUAGUGGUGACGGGGACAUGGAAUUCUUCCUUCCAACUAUUCACAAACAUGCCAGUCUAGGAGUGGCUUCACAAAUUCUAGUGACAAUUGCAGCCUCUGACCAUGCUCAUGGUGUAUUUGAAUUUAGCCCUGAGUCACUCUUUGUCAGUGGAACUGAACCAGAAGAUGGGUACAGCACUGUUACAUUAAAUAUUCUGAGAAACCAUGGAGCUCUGUCUCAAGUGACUUUGCUUUGGAGCAUAGACUCUGAUCCUGAUGGCGAUCUUGCCUUCACCUCUGGCAAUGUCACAUUUGAGAUUGGGCAGAAGAGUGUCAACAUCACAGUGGAAAUUCUUCCGGAUGAAGAUCCAGAACUGGAUAAGGUCUUUUCUGUGUCAAUCAUCAGUGUGUCCAGUGGCUCUUUGGGAGUUCACACUAAUGCCACAUUAACAGUUUUGGCUAGUGAUGAUCCUUGUGGGGUCUUCAUCUUUUCCGAGAAAAAUAGGCCUAUCAAAGUUGAAGAAGCAACCCAGAAUAUCACACUAUCAGUGAUAAGGUUAAAAGGCCUCAUGGGAAAAGUCAUAGUAACAUAUGCAACACUGGAUGAUAUGGAAAAACCACCUUAUUUUCCACCCAGUAUAGCCAGAGCAACUCAAGGAAGAGACUAUAUGCCAGCUUCUGGAUUUGCUCUUUUCAGAGCCAAUCAGAGUGAGGCAACCAUAAGUAUUUCAGUUUUGGAUGAUGAUGAACCAGAAAGGUCGGAGUCUGUGUUUGUUGAACUCCUCAACUCUACUUUAAUAGAGAAAGUACAGAAUCGCCCAAUUCCAAAUUCCCCACGCCUUGGGCCUAAGGUCGAAACCAUUGCUCAACUAAUCAUCAUUGCCAAUGACGAUGCGUUUGGAACUCUUCAGCUCUCGGCACCAGUUGUUCGAGUGGCAGAAAAUCACGUUGGACCCAUUAUCAAUGUGACUAGAGCAGGAGGAGCAUUCGCAGAUGUUUCUGUGAAGUUUAAAGCUGUGCCAAUAACUGCAGUGGCGGGUGAAGAUUAUAGCAUAGCUUCAUCGGAUGUGGUCUUGCUAGAAGGGGAAACCAGUAAAGCUGUGCCAAUAUACAUCAUUAAUGACAUCUACCCUGAACUGGAAGAAUCUUUUCUUGUGCAACUGCUGAAUGAGACAACAGGAGGAGCCAAAUUAGGGGUGUUAACAGAGGCAAUCAUUAUCAUUGAGGCCUCUGAUGACCCCUAUGGAUUAUUUGGUUUUCAGAUUACUAAACUUAUUGUAGAGGAACCUGAGUUUAACUCAGUGAAGGUAAACCUGCCAAUAAUUCGAAAUUCUGGGACACUCGGCAAUGUUACUGUUCAGUGGGUCGCCACCAUUAAUGGACAGCUUGCUACUGGUGACCUGCAAGUUGUCUCAGGUAAUGUGACCUUUGCCCCUGGGGAAACCAUUCAAACCUUGUUGUUAGAGGUCCUGGCUGACGACGUUCCGGAGAUCGAAGAGGUUAUCCAAGUGCAGCUAACUGAUGCCUCUGGUGGAGGUACUAUUGGGUUAGAUCGAGUGGCAAAUAUUAUUAUUCCUGCCAAUGAUAAUCCUUAUGGUACAGUAGCCUUUGUUCAGUCGGUUUAUCGUGUUCAAGAGCCUCUGGAGCGAAGUUCCUGUGCUAACAUAACUGUCAGGCGAAGCGGAGGGCACUUUGGUCGGCUGUUGUUGUUCUACAGUACUUCUGAUAUUGAUGUAGUGGCUCUUGCGGUGGAGGAAGGUCAAGAUUUACUGUCCUACUAUGAAUCGCCAAUUCAAGGGGUGCCUGACCCACUGUGGAGAACUUGGGUGAAUGUCUCUGCAAUGGAGGAACCCCAGUAUACCUGUGCCACUUUGUGUCUCAAAGAACAUGCAUGCUUGGCAUUUUCAUUUUUCAGUGCUUCUGAGGGCCCCCACUGUUUUUGGAUGACAUCAUGGAUCAGUCCAUUGGUUAACAUCUCAGACUCCUGGACCUACAGGAAAAACAUGACAAGGGUAGCAUCUCUGUUUAGUGGUCAGGCUGUGGCUGGGAGUGACUAUGAGCCUGUGACAAGGCAAUGGGCCAUAAUGCUGGAAGGUGAUGAAUUUGCAAAUCUCACAGUUUCUAUUCUUCCUGAUGAUUUCCCAGAGAUGGAUGAGAGUUUUCUAAUUUCUCUCCUUGAAGUUCACCUCAUGAACAUCACAGCCAGUUUUGAAAACCAACCAACCAUAGGACAGCCAAAUACUUCUACAGUUAUCAUAGCAUUAAAUGGUGAUGCCUUUGGAGUGUUUGUGAUCUACAGUAUUAGUCCCAAUACCUCAGAAGAUGGCUUAUAUGUCGAAGUUCAGGAACAGCCCCAAACCACAGUGGAGCUGAUGAUCCUCAGGACGGGGGGCAGCUUAGGUCAGGUGACAGUCGAAUGGCGUGUUGUUGGUGGAACUGCUACUGAAGGUUUAGAUUUUGUAGGUGCUGGAGAUAUUCUGACUUUUGCUGAAGGUGAAACCAAAAAGACGGCCGUCUUAGCCAUUUUGGAUGAUUCUGAGCCAGAGGAUGAUGAAAGCAUCAUAGUUAGUUUGGUGUACACUGAAGGGGGAAGUAGAAUUUUGCCCAGCUCCAGCACUGUUAGAGUGAAUAUUUUGGCCAAUGACAACGUGGCGGGAAUUGUUAGCUUUCACACAACUUCGAGAUCUGUCAUAGGCCAUGAAGGAGAAAUUUUGCAAUUCCAUGUGGUAAGAACACCCCCUGGUCGAGGAAAUGUUUCUGUUAACUGGAAAAUUAUUGGGGAAAAUCUAGAACUCAAUUUUGGUAACUCUACCGGACAACUCUUCUUUCCUGAGGUAUUACUACAAAGAAAAGAUUUAACACAGCUAUGUAGAGAAAACAAUGGGUCAUUGAAUAAAACGAUAUUUGUGCAUUUGUUUGAUGACAACAUUCCUGAAGAGAAAGAAGUAUACCAAGUCCUUCUCUACGAUGUCAGGACACAAGGGGUUCCACCAGCAGGAAUUGCUCUGCUGGAUGCUCAAGGAUAUGCAGCUGUCCUGACUGUAGAAGCCAGUGAUGAACCGCAUGGAGUUUUAAAUUUUGCUCUUUCAUCAAGAUUUGUUUUGCUACAGGAGGCUAACAUGACAGUUCAGCUUUUCAUCAACAGAGAAUUUGGAUCUCUAGGAGCCAUUAAUGUCACAUAUACCACGGUUCCUGGAAUGUUGAGUCUAAAGAACCAAACAGAAGGAAACCUUGCUGAGCCAGAUGUUGACUUUGUCUCAGUAGUUGGCUUUCUGAUUUUAGAAGAAGGGGAAACAGCAGCAGCCAUCAACAUUACUAUAAUUGAGGACGACAUACCAGAGCUAGAAGAAUAUUUCCUUGUGAAUUUAACUUAUGUUGACCUUAUCAUGGCUCCUUUAACUUCAUUUCCUCCUAGACUAGAUUCAGAGGGCUUGACUGCACAAAUUAUUAUUGAUGCCAAUGAUGGUGCUCGAGGUGUAAUCGAAUGGCAACAUAGCAGGUUUGCAGUAAAUGAAACCAAAGGAAGUUUAACAUUGGUAGCUCAGCGAAGCAAAAGGACUCUUGGCCAUGUUUCCUUGUUUGUAUAUGCCCAGAAUUUGGAAGCACAGCUGGGGCUGGAUUACAUCUUCACCCCAUCGAUUCUUCAUUUUGUUGAUGGAGAAAGGUAUAAAAAUAUUGACAUCAUGAUUCUUGAUGAUGACAUUCCAGAAGGAGAUGAAACAUUUCAGCUGGUUUUAACAAAUCCUUCUCCUGGACUAGAGCUGGGGGAAAAAACAAUAGCAUUAAUUACCAUCCUUGCUAAUGAUGAUGGUCCUGGAGUCCUAUCAUUUAACAACAGUGAGCACUUUUUCCUAAGAGAACCGACAGCUCUCUACAUACAGGAGAGUAGUGCACUAUUGUAUGUUGUUCGGGAACCUGCACAAGGACUCUUUGGAACUGUGACAGUUCAGUUCAUUGUGACAGAGGUAAACUCCUCAGUGGAGUCCAAAGAUCUGACCCCUGUCAAAGGCUACAUUGUUUUAGAAGAAGGUGUUCGUUUCAAGGCCCUACACAUUUCUGCCAUAUUGGACACUGAACCAGAGAUGGAUGAGCAUUUUGUAUGCACCUUGUUUAAUCCGACUGGAGGUGCUAGACUGGGGGCACAUGUUCAAACCCUGAUAACAGUUUUGCAAAACCAGGCCCCUCUGGGGUUAUUCAGUAUCUCUGCAGUUGCAAAUAGAGCCACGUUUAUAGACGUUGAAGAAGCCAACAGGACUGUAUAUUUAAACGUGUCACGCACUAAUGGCAUUGAUUUAGCUGUGAGUGUGGAGUGGGAGACAGUAUCUGAAACAGCCUUUGGCAUGAGGGGAAUGGAUGCUGUGUUUUCCAUAGUUCAAAGUUUUUUGGAUGCAUCACCUUCUGGUUGGUGUUUCUUUAUUUUGGAAGAUUCAAUUUAUGGUGUAAUGUUAAGAAAAGUGUCUUCUACUAUUUAUCGAUGGCAAGGGAUUUUUAUACCACUUGAGGAUUUAAAUAUAGAAAAUCCUAAAACUUGUGAGGCAUUUAAUAUUGGUGUUUCCCCUUACUUUGUGAUUACUCAUGAAGAAAGAAAUGAAGAAAAGCCUUCCGUUAUCAGUGUGUAUACAUUCACAUCUGGAUUCAAAUUAUUCUUGGUACAAACGAUCAUUAUUUCGGAAAGUUCUCAAGUAAAAUAUUUUAGUUCAGACAAUCAAGAUUAUUUAAUUGUUGCAAGUCAAAGAGAUGAUUCUGAAUUAACUCAGGUCUUCAGAUGGAGCGGAGAAAGCUUCACCUUGCAUCAGACACUUCCUGUCCGAGGUGUGCUGAGCAUAGCCUUGUUCACCCGAAGAGGCUCUGUGUUCUUAGCCAUUUCCCAGGUUAAUGCCAGGCUAAAUUCCCUUUUACUCAGAUGGUCUGGCAGUGAGUUUAUUAACUUUCAAGAAGUGCCAAUUAGUGGGACAACACAAGUUGAGGCCUUGACUUCAGGAGAUGAUAUUUACUUAAUCUUUGCCAAAACUCUCUCCCUAGGAAAUCAGAAUUCAAUUGAUAUUUUCAUCUGGGAGACAGGACAGUCUUCUUUCAGUUAUUUUCAAUCCCUGGAUUUUACUACCAUUAAUAGGAUCUACGCCUUUACACCAGCUUCAGGAAUAGUCCACAUACUUCUUAUUGGCCAAGCUAUGUCUGCACUUUACUGCUGGAAUUCAGAGCUGAAUCAAUUCUCUUUUAUUCUGGAAGCACCUUCUGCUCAUGAUGCAGCUUCUGUUACAGUAAAGUCCCUUAAUUCAAGCAAGAAUUUAAUUGCUCUAGUGGGAACCAGGCACUCACACAUAUAUGAGCUGGCCUACAUCUCCAGCCAGUCUGACUUUAUUCCUAGUUCAGGUGAACUGAUAUUUGAACCUGGUGACAGAGAAGCUGUAAUAGUGGUAAAUGUCCUUGAUGAUACAGUUCCAGAAGAAGAAGAAUUCUUCGGAGUUGAGCUUAAAAAUCCCAAAGGAGGAGCAGAGAUUGGUAUUAAUGGUUAUGUAAAAAUAACUAUUCUGUCUAAUGAUGAUGCCUAUGGAGUCGUUGGAUUUGCUCAGAAUUCAUUAUAUAAGCAAGUGGAAGAAAUGGAGCAAGAUAGCUUAGUAACCUUAAAUGUUGAGCGCUUAAAAGGAACAUAUGGUCGUAUAACCACAGCGUGGGAAGCUGACGGAAGUAUUAGUGAUGUAUUUCCUACCUCAGGAGUGAUUUCAUUUUCUGAAGGGCAGGCACUAUCUACAAUCACUCUGACUGUUAUGGCUGAUGAUGUACCAGAGUUGUCAGAAAUAGUGACUGUAACACUCGUUCGUGUUACCACAGAAGGGGUUGAGGACCUAUCUAAAGGUGCUACCAUUGAUCAGAAAAGAAACAGAUCUGUGAUAACAACUCUGCCCAAUGAUUCACCUUAUGGCUUAGUGGGUUGGCAUGCUGAGUUUCUCUUCGUUAGAGUAGCAGAGCCUAAAGAGAACAUCACCAUUCUUCAGUUACCCAUUGUUCGAGAUAAAGGACUGUUUGGAGACAUUGCCAUUCACUUGAUAGCUAAACCCAAUUUCUUACUGCACAUCGAUAAUCAAGCUACUGAGAAUGAAGACUUUAUGGUACAAGAAACAAUAAUAAUGAUGAAAGAAAACAUGAAAGAAACUUACAUCAAAGUUGCCAUUUUGCCGGAUAAUGCUCCUGAGUUGGAAGAAGGAUUUAUUGUCAACAUCACUGAGGUGUACCUGGUGAAUUCUGACUUCUCUGCAGGACAGCCAAGUGUGCGGAGACCUGGGAUGGAAAUAGUUGAGAUAAUGAUUGAAGAAAAUGAUGAUCCCAGAGGAAUUUUUAAGUUUCAUGUUACCACAGAUUUUGGUGGAGUUAUUACUGCCUAUGAGGUGCCUCCACCACUGAAUAUUAUUCAAAUUCCUGUAGUCCGGAUGGCUGGAAGCUUUGGGGCAGUAAAUGUUUAUUGGAAAGCAACACUGGAUAGUGCUGGCCUGGAAGACUUUAAGCCAUCUCAUGGGAUUCUUGAAUUUGCAGAUAAACAAGUUACUGCAAUGAUAGAAAUUACCAUAAUUGAUGAUGCUGAACUUGAACUCAUGGAGACGUUCACUAUUUCCUUAAUCAGGGUGGCUGGAGGUGGCAGACUUGGCGAUGACGUUGUGGUAACUGUUGUUAUUCCGCAAAAUGACUCCCCAUUUGGAGUAUUUGGAUUUGAAGAAAAGACUGUAAUGGUUGAUGAAUCUCUUUUGUCUGAUGACCCUGAUUCAUAUGUGACAUUGACAGUUGUCCGGUCCCUAGGAGGAAAAGGAGCUGUUCGACUUCAGUGGACCAUAGAUGAGACAGCUAAAAAUGAUCUCAGGCCUUUGAAUGGGACACUUCUUUUUGAUGAGACAGAGUCUGAAAAGACCAUUGUGUUGCACACGCUUCAUGAUACUGUGCUGGAGGAGGACAGGCAUUUUACCAUUCAGUUGAUACCAAUUGAUGAAGUAGAAAUAUCUCCAGUGAAAGGUAGUGCAUCAAUAAUCAUUCGGGGAGAUAAGGGAACAUCAGGAGAAGUUGGGAUUGCUCCAUCAUCUAAGCAUGUCCUCAUCGGGGAACCCUCAGGAAAAUACAAUGGUACUGCUAUCAUCAGCCUCAUUCGUGGUUCAGCGAUUUGGGGGGAGGUCACUGUGUACUGGAGGAUAUUCCCUCCUUCUGUGGGAGAAUUUGCUGAAAUAUCGGGGAAACUGACAUUGCGAGAUGGACAGUCUGCAGCAGUUGUAAUAAUACAGGCUUUGAAUGAUGACAUUCCUGAGGAGAAGAGCUUCUAUGAGUUUCAGCUCACUGGGGUCAGUGAGGGGGGGAUACUAAGUGAAUCCCGCAGCACUGCUGGUAUCACAGUGGUGGCCAGUGACUUUCCCUAUGGCCGAUUCUCCUUUUCACAUGAGCAACUUCGAGUGUCAGAGGAAGCCAAAAGGGUGAACAUCACAGUCAUCCGUUCAGGUGGAUCAUUGGGUCCUGUGAGACUCUGGUAUGAGACCGUGAGUGGGACAGCAGAGGCAGGCUUGGAUUUUAUCCCUGCAGUGGGGGAGCUGCUCUUUGAAGCAGAGGAGAUGGCAAAAAGUGUGCCGAUUGAAAUACUUGAUGAUGGUCUUCCAGAAGGCCCAGAGGAAUUUUCUCUAGUAAUUACAAAGGUGGAACUCCUGGGAAGCGGGUAUGAUUUUACCAUUCAAGAAAAUGGACUUCAGAUAGAUCAACCUCCUGAAAUAGGAAACAUCUCCAUUAUUCGAAUCAUAAUAAUGAAAAAUGAUAAUGUAGAGGGUGUCAUUGAAUUUGACCCAAGAUACACUGCCUUUGAAGUGGAGGAGGAUGUUGGAGUGAUUAUGAUUCCAGUGGUGAGGCUGCAGGGGACUUAUGGCCAUGUGACUGCUGAUUUCAUCUCUCGGAGUUCCUCUACAGUUCCUGCCGGUGUGGAUUAUAUACUGCAUGGCAGUUCAAUCACCUUUCAGCAUGGACAGAAUUUAAGUUUUAUAAAUGUCUCCAUCAUUGAUGAUAAUGAAAGUGAAUUUGCAGAGCCCGUUGAAAUUUUGCUCAUUGGAGCGACUGGAGGAGCGGUCCUUGGGCGCCACCUAGUGAGCAGAAUCACAAUUGCCAAGAGUGACCCUCCGUUUGGCGUUAUAAGAUUUCUUAAUGAAAGCAACAUUUCUGUUCCUAAUCCCCAUUCCACAAUGAUUUUAUCCUUGCUGCUGGAGCGGGCUGGAGGACUCUUGGGAGAGAUUCAGGUGAACUGGGAGAUAUUAGGACCCAAUUCUCAAGAAGCUUUACCACCACAGAACAGAGACAUUGCAGACCCAGUGAGUGGAUCCUUCUAUUUUGGAGAGGGAGAAGGUGGUGUGAGAACCAUCACUCUGACAAUCUAUCCUCAUGAAGACAUUGAAGUUGAAGAGAUUUUCAUUAUUAAACUUGAACUUGUGAAAGGAGAAGCUAAAUUAGACUCCAGAUCUAAAGAUAUUACUAUAACAAUACAGAAGUUUGGUGAUCCAAAUGGGGUUGUUCAGUUUGCUCCUGAGUCUUUAUCUGAGAAGACCUAUUCAGAGCCGUCGGCUCUGGAAGGGCCCCUGAUCAUUACUUUCUUUGUCAAAAGAGUCAAGGGCAUUUUUGGAGAAAUUAUGGUUUACUGGGAAAUAAGCAGUGUGUUUGACAUUACUGGAGACUUUCUUUCUACAAAAGGAUUUUUCACUAUUGCUGAUGGAGAGAGUGAAGUGAGAUUUGAUGUUCAUCUGCUGCCAGAUGAUAUACCUGAGAUUGAAGAAGAUUAUGUGAUCCGGCUUGUUUCUGUAGAGGGAGGAGCAGAACUGGAUCCAGAGAAAUGCAUCACCCAGUUCUCUGUUUCUGCAAAUGAUGACCCACAUGGAGUAUUUGCUCUGUAUUCAGAUUACCAGUCAAUCCUUGUAGGGCAAAACCUUAGUAGAUUCAUCCAAAUUAAUGUAACCCGGCUUGCUGGAACAUUUGGAGACGUGGCUGUUGGGUUUCGGAUCUCUUCUGACCAAAAGGAGCAGCUAGUUGUUAGUGAAAAUUCAGAGAGGCAGCUGGUGGUCAAAGACGGUGCCAGAUAUAAAGUGGACCUGGUGCCAGUGAGGAGUCAGGUCUUCAUAUCCCUGGGCUCCAAUUUCACCUUGCAACUGCUGACUGUGAUGCUUGUCAGUGGGCGUUUCUACGGCAUGCCAAAAAUUCUCCAGGAAGCAAAAUCCACUGUCCUUCCUGUCCCUGAGAAAGCCGCCAAUUCUCAGGUUGGAUUUGAAUCUACUGCUUUUCCACUCACGGAUGUCACUGCGGGAACAAGCCACGUUGUGAUUUCUAGGAGAGGCACAUAUGGCUCUCUCGUGGUUGCCUGGGUGGCUGGAUAUGCUCCUGGGUUGGAAAUCCCAGAAUUCAUUGUUGUUGGCAAUAUGACCCCAAAAUUAGGGAGCCUUUCAUUUUCUCAUGGAGAACAAAGUAAAGGAGUCUUGCUGUGGACAUUUCCCAGUCCUGGUCGUCCAGAGGCCUUUGUUAUUCACCUCUCUGGGGUGCAGAGCAGUGCCCCUGGUGGGGCUCAACUUCGAUCAGGGUUCACCUUCGCUGAAAUUGAACCAAUGGGAGUCUUUCAAUUUUCCCCUAGUUCAAGAAAUGUCAUCGUGUCAGAGGAUACACAGAUGAUUAGAUUAUAUGUCCAAAGACUCUUUGGGUUCCACGGCGAUCUUAUUAAAGUUUCUUAUCAGACAACUGCAGGUAGUGCAAAGCCCAUGGAAGACUUUGAGCCUGUUCAGAAUGGGGAACUACUUUUUGAAAAAUUCCAACCUGAGGUCAAUAUUGAAAUAAUCAUUAUUAACGAUCAGCUUCCUGAGGAAGAAGAAAUGUUUUACAUUAAUCUUACUUCAGUAGAAAUGAAAGGAUUACAAAAGUUUGAUGCUGAUUGGAGACCACGCCUGAAUCUAGAUUUCAGUGUGGCAUUGAUCUCAAUAUUGGAUAAUGAUGACCUGGCGGGAAUGGGUGUUUCUUUCCCUGAGACAACUGUGGCCAUAGCAGUUGACACAGCUCUCAUUCCUGUAGAAACUGACUUCUCAAGCACAUACCCUGACACAACCACGAUAAAUGCUGUGCCACAGCCCUCUGACAUGGUUGCCAUUGUUCCUGAGGCAACUGGUGUAUCCGCCAUCCCUGAGAAACUUGUCACUGUCCCUGAUACAUCUACCUUGCCUGGGAAGCCCGAGGUGUCCACUGUGACUGCAAAUGUUUCCAUCCAUGGAACAUUUAGUCUUGGGCCACCUGUUGUUUAUGUUGAAGAAGAGGUGAAAAAUGGUACAUCUAAUGCUGUAGAAGUUUUGAUCCGAAGAACUGGUGGGUCUGCUGGCAACGUCAGCAUAACAGUUAAAACUUUUGGUGAAAGGUCUUCUCAGAAGGAACCAAAUGCAUUGCCCUUUCAUGAUAUCUAUGGAAUUUCCAACCUAACGUGGGCAACUGAAGAAGAAGAUUUUGAAGAACAAACUGUUACCCUUACAUUUGUAGAUGGAGAAAGAGAACAUAAAGUAUUGGUUCAAAUUUUGGAUGAUGAUGAGCCCGAGGGGCAAGAAUUCUUCUAUGUGUUUCUCACAGACCCUCAAGGAGGAGCACAGAUUGUGAAGGGGAAGGAUGAUGGUGGAUUUGCAGCCUUUGCCAUGGUCAUUAUUACAGGGAGUGAUCUUCACAAUGGCAUCAUCGGGUUCAGUGAGGAGUCCCAGAGUGGACUGGAGCUGGGUGAAGGAGCUGAUAAGAACAGACUGCAUCUUACUGUCACACGGCAACCAAACAGGGCCUUUGAAGAUGUCAGGAUCUUUUGGCGAGUCACAUUUAACAAAACAGCUGCCGUACUCCAGAAAGAUGGUGUGAACCUGAUGGAUGAACUUCUAUCUGUAUCAGGGACCACAACCUGUACAGUGGGUCAAACAAAGUGCCUUGUCACCAUUGAGCUCAAACUGGGGAAGAUACCUCGAGUUGAAAUGCAAUUUUUUGUGGAAUUGUAUGAAGUAAGUGCUGGGGCAGCAAUAAACAAUAGUGCCAGAUUUGCACAAAUUAAAUUCUUACGGAGUGAGAAAUCUCAAAGCCUCGUGUAUUUUUCUGUGGGUUCUCGACUGCCAGUGGCUCAUAAGAAGGCCACUUUAAUCAGUUUGCAGGUGGCCAGAGAUGCUGGGACAGGACUAAUGAUGUCUGUUAACUUCAGUACCCAGGAGUUGAGGAGUGCUGAAAAAAUUGGCCGUACUGUCAUCUCUCCAGCUCUUUCAGGGAAGGAUUUUGUGAGAACUGAAGGCACUUUGGUCUUUGAACCUGGCCAGAGGAACACCAUACUGGAUGUCAUCCUAACACCAGACACAGGGUCUUUAAAUCCUUUUCCUAAACGCUUCCAGAUUGUUCUCUUUGACCCAAAAGGUGGGGCCAGAAUUGACAAAGUAUAUGGGACUGCUAACAUCACUCUCGUUUCUGAUGCGGAUUCACAGUCCUUUUGGGGACUUGCGGAUCAGUUACAGCAGCCCCUGGAUGGUGACAUUCUUAACAGAGUACUCCACAGCAUCAGCAUGAAAGUGGCAAUGGAGAACACAGAUGAACAGCUCAGCGCCGUGAUUCAUUUAACAGAUAAGAUAACUGUUGAAGGAAAAAGACAGGCAUUCAGUAUUGAAAAUCGAAAUCUUUUUUAUGAAAUACUCUGUGCUCUUAUUAACCCAAAGCGCAAAGACACUAGGGGAUUCAGUCACUUCAUUGAAGUGACUGAGAAUUUUGCCUUUUCUCUGCUGACUGAUGUUACCUGUGGCUCUCCUGGUGAAAAAAGCAAGACCAUCCUUAACAGUUGCCCCUAUUUGUCCAUACUGGCUCUUCACUGGUAUCCUCAACAAAUCAAUGGUCACAAGUUUGAAGGAAAAGAAGGUGAUUAUAUUCGAGUUCCAGAGAGGUUAUUGGAGGUUCCAGAUGCAGAAAUAAUGGCUGGAAAAAGGACUUGUGAAUUAGUCCAGUUUACAGAGUAUAGCAGCCAGCAGUGGUUUAUAACUGGAAACAGUCUUCAUGCCCUGAAAAAUAAGGUACUAUCUUUGAGUGUGAAAGGACAGAGUUCACAACUCUUGACUGACAACAAUGAAGUUCUCUAUAGGAUUUAUGCUGCUGAGCCCAGGAUUAUUCCCCACACGUCUCUGUGCCUCCUUUGGAAUCAGGCUGCUGCAAGCUGGUUGUCUGACAGUCAGUUUUGCAAAGUGGUUGAGGACACUUCAGACUACGUGGAAUGUGCCUGUUCAUACAUGUCCAUGCAUGCGAUCUACGCCGAGACUGACAACUUAUCUUCAUACAAUGAAGCUUUUUUCUCUUCUGGAUUUAUAUGUAUCUCAGGUCUUGGCCUGGCUGUCCUUUCCCAUAUCUUCUGUGCCAGGCACUCCAUGUUUGCAGCUAAGCUUCUGGCUCACAUGAUGGCAGCCAGCUUAGGUACACAGAUUGUGUUCCUGGCUUCUGCAUAUGCAAGUCCCCAACUCACAGAUGAGAGCUGUUCGGCCAUGGCUGCUGUCACACAUUACCUGUAUCUUUGCCAGUUCAGCUGGAUGCUCAUUCAGUCUGUGAAUUUCUGGUACGUACUGGUGAUGAAUGAUGAACACUCAGAGAGGCGAUAUCUACUAUUUUUCCUUCUGAGUUGGGGACUUCCAGCUUUUGUGGUGAUUCUCCUCAUAGUUAUUUUGAGAGGAAUCUAUCAUCAGAGCAUGCCACAGAUCUAUGGACUCAUCCAUGGUGACCUGUGUUUCAUCCCAAACAUCUAUGCGGCUCUCUUCACUGGGGCUCUUGUUCCUUUAACGUGCCUUGUGGUAGUGUUUGUGGUGUUCAUCCAUGCCUACCAGGUGAAGCCACAGUGGAAAGCAUAUGACGACAUCUUCAGAGGAAGAACAAAUGCUGCAGAAGUCCCGCUGGUUUUAUGUCUCUUUGCCCUGAUUUCUGUGACAUGGCUUUGGGGAGGCCUGCACAUGGCUUACAGACACUUCUGGAUGUUGGUCCUCUUUGUCAUUUUCAACAGUCUACAGGGACUUUAUGUUUUUGUGGUUUAUUUCAUUCUGCACAACCAGACGUGCUGCCCUAUGAAGGCCAGCUACACAGUGGAAAUGAAUGGACACCCUGGACCCAGCACAGCCUUCUUCACACCAGGGAGUGGCAUGCCUCCUGCUGGAGGGGAAAUCAGCAAGUCCACGCAGAACCUUAUCAGUGCUAUGGAGGAGGUGCCACCUGAUUGGGAGAGAGCAUCCUUCCAACAAGCCAGUCAGGCCAGCCCUGACCUGAAGCCAAGUCCGCAGAAUGGCGCCACAUUUCCUUCCUCUGGAGGAUAUGGCCAGGGGUCACUAAUAGCUGAUGAGGAGUCCCAGGAGUUUGAUGACUUGAUAUUUGCAUUAAAAACUGGUGCUGGUCUCAGUGUCAGUGAUAAUGAAUCGGGUCAAGGGAGCCAGGAGGGAGGCACCUUGACUGACUCCCAGAUCGUGGAACUCAGGAGGAUACCCAUUGCUGACACCCACCUCUAGCGCCUUAGUGACCAUUAGAAUGAUACUUUCGUAUUUGUAUUGGUUUUGAACUAAAACUCUAAUUUUUUACAUACAGCUCUAUAAUAGGAACCUAUGAAUUGUACUGGAUGAUUAACCCAGAAGUGAUUGUUGUGUUGGGAAUAUGAGUUACUUAUCUUUGUGCAACCUGAAAAUUCAUUGCUAUGAUGAAGACUGGAUCAAUUUCUAUCCCUUAUACCAUAUAUUCCAAGAAUACUAGUUGUUUUUUUAAUCAUCCUGCAUGCCUAACAUUGUUUAAUAAAAGUAAUAACAAUCAAUAAAAACAAUAGAAUCCA